Molecule: messenger RNA, 464 nt
Organism: Gilbertella persicaria
Lineage: Eukaryota; Fungi; Mucoromycota; Mucoromycetes; Mucorales; Choanephoraceae
Exons: 1
Source: RefSeq, a predicted model, not a curated record
UCAUCCUCAUAACAUGAUAUGAGAUGCACUGUCUAUUUCAAAACGAAUUUAUACUUAUUUUUGCUCAUAGCAAAUUAUCAUUGGUUCUUGGUCAUAGGUUUCUUUAGAAUUGAAUAUUACAAGGCCAAACGAAAGAACUAUUCAAGAAUAGAUAUAGUUUUGGUUUUUCUUACAGUGAGAUGAAUUCUUUUUUGGUCAGAGUGAUCUAUUGAAAUACUGUAGGCUGACUAUUGAAACCAACACUUUUUCUGUCUGGAUAAGUUCAAGUUACUUUGCUUUAAAAUUCAUGCAGCUAGGUGAAAGGCAUUGUUGUAUCUCCGAUAUUCUGUGCCACGGCUCAAUAAAAUCAUAGAGUGCUAAGGAUUCGUUGGUUCAUUGAACAAGAGAGUAUUCAGGUAGUAUUUGAGACAUGCUCAAUUACUAUGUAGAUAUAUUCAGCCUUGACGUAUACUAAGAUAUCUUCU